Messenger RNA from Neopelma chrysocephalum (saffron-crested tyrant-manakin), 342 nucleotides. RefSeq names its product vitelline membrane outer layer protein 1-like. Lineage: Eukaryota; Metazoa; Chordata; Aves; Passeriformes; Pipridae. The annotation marks the transcript as partial. The transcript has a single exon. The record is from RefSeq and is a predicted model, not a curated record.
UAUGGUACCUGGGGCCCCGUGGUGAGUUGUCCCCCCGGGGAGUUCUUGGUGUCCUUCAAGCUGAAGGUGGAGGAGUCUCGGGGCAUCUGGGACGACACGGCCGCCAACGACCUGACCAUGCGGUGCUUGGAGGGCGCCUCAAAGAAAUCCUGGACCCUCAGUUACCGGGGCUCCUGGGGGGGGUGGAGCCGACCCUGCCUCCCCACCAUGGGCAUCUGCGGGCUCCGCACCCGCGUGGAGGGUCCCGGGGACAGCAGCGACAGCACCGGGCUCAACGACGUCCAGUUCUUCUGCUGCGACCCACCAGAGACCCAGACCGUCCUCCCACCCCUCCCCGACUGA